GACACCAAUCUGUGUUUACUUCCGGUGAAAUUUGCAGAAAUUUUAGAAAGGCCACGUCAAAGUAUAUUCAUCUAUUUUACUUGUGAUUCGGUUUCGGAGACACUGUCAUUUAUAGAUAUACAUCUAAGUGGUAGUAUUGGAAGAUGGCGUCUAAUGAUAUUGGUGAUUGGUACAGAGGAAUUCCUCAAAUAUCGAAAUAUUGGUUCACAGGAUCAGUGAUUGUUCCAAUAGCUGCAAGAUUUGGUCUUCUUAAUCCAAUGUAUCUUAUUCUUUUGUUUGAACCUGUCAUAUAUAAAUUUCAGAUAUGGCGUUUGGUGACAUCAGUGUUGUAUUAUCCAAUUGCAGGACCAAAAGGGUUUCAUUACCUAAUAAACUUAUAUUUCCUCUAUUCUUAUUCUACAAGACUUGAAACAGGAAUCUUUGAUGGAAAACCAGCAGAGUAUGUGUUCAUGUUGUUAUUUAACUGGCUGUGUCUGGUGAUAAUAGGAUUUUGUGCUGAUUUAAUGCUUUUGAUGGACCCCAUGAUAUUAAGUGUUUUGUAUGUUUGGUGUCAACUGAACAAAGAUACUAUCGUGUCAUUUUGGUUUGGCACACGGUUUAAGGCGAUGUACUUGCCAUGGGUGCUGUUAGCUUUCAACAUGAUCGUUGGUGGAGGGGGUUUGAUGGAACUUGUUGGUAUCGUUGUUGGCCACAUGUAUUUCUUCCUUAUGUUCAAAUAUCCACAGGAUUUCGGAGGUGUAAGACUGCUAAAUACUCCUCAAAUACUUUACAAAUAUUUUCCUAAUAGACGAGGGGGUGUGGCAGGGUUUGGACAAGCCCCAGCUAGUCAGCGACGCCCAAAUAAUGAUGACAAUGACCCUGGUAGACAUAGAUGGGGUGGUGGCGGCCAGCAACUUGGUGGAAACUAAAUAAAACUUUAUAGUUAAAUUUUGGGCAAGACAUUUUUUUUCUCAACAUAAUGGUGAGGAUUUCUACAGAAAAUCAUUUACCUGGAUUUGCAAUGUAUCCAGAGUAUACAGAAUGCAAGUGUAAGAGAUCAUGAAAUAUAUAUAAAAACAUUGCCACUUGUGUUUGAUUUCCAGCUAUCGAGCAUAUUGAAUGAACUUAUAACAGCUUUAUUAUUAUUUAAGUUUUCUUUACAUAGGUUUUCUUUAUGUGAUGUUUUUCUGUAAAUACUUUAGAACUAUUUAUAUAUCCAUCAUAAGUAUUCCACCAGGGACUUUAGUUUCUUUCAUGUGAAAAAAAGCUAUCCAGCUAGCUAUCAGAACAUUGAUGGUACUACUCAGUUGCCCGUUCAUGCCUGAAAAAAAUGCACAGAGGGUUACCUGAGGUUUUCCUGCACUAGUAAAGCUAAAAAGUUGCUGUGUUAGUGCAACAUAAAACCAAACAAGAGAUAAUAAUAAUCAUACAACUCUCCAUGCCUUAGUAAAGAAAAAAUUCAGAUUUUACUUAAAGGAACUCCACUAAGGUUUAAAAGCCGAAAAACAUAACAUUUGAAAUUCUAACAUAAAUGAGCUGGGGCACUUUAAACAGAAAUAUAUGCAAAGAUAGUUAAGAAAUAUACUUCGAAAUAAAUUUCAAAUUGUAUUUUUAUGCUUUUCUUAGCCCAAUUUGAGUGAGAAGCGUUUAAACGCUUUUCAUUUUGGGUCAUUUUUUUACAAUUUGAAUAAGUAUUCUGGAUAAACGAAGUGCGCGAAUGAUCUGAAAUUUUGCACAAAGAUUAGUGGUCUAAACCUUCAUCAAAUGGUUCAUUUAUCUGGAAAAAAUAUUGUCAGUCCCAUCAUGUCAAAAAACCUCAGUGGAGUCCCUUUAAAAUAGCAGAAAAGCUUUGAAGAUGUACCACUUCUCAAUUGAAAUAUAUGACAAAAUAUGAAUUUAUACAAGUUAAUGAAUGAUGCAAUUUCAGAAACAAACUUUUUUUGUUGAAGAAAAUGAGAAAGUGACAGCAUGGCUUUAUUAAAGAAACAACCAUAAUGUUUAAGUAAAAUUAAGCUUGCAUACUGAGCUUGCCCUGCUUUAAAUAUGCGCCUUUUUGUUGUUUAUUUUAUGUUGUUGAUAAUGAAUAUACGUAAAUUUAAUAGGCCAUUAAUAUAAAAUGUGUAGUUUAAGACUGUCUUGUAUAGCUGAAAGUCAUUAUGUCUACCAACAAUUAUAGAGUGACAGCGGACGUUAUUUCAAAUUUUGUUGUGGUUUUCAUUUUUUGUCAUUUUUCAUCUUAAACACUUACAAAUGCUUACUUGCAUAAUAUUUGUAAUUUGAAUUAUAUUAUUCAGUAUUUGCUUAUUUGAAAUGGUCAGCACACACAUUUAUCAAUGUGUCCUGUCCAAUGCCAUUUUCGUUUCUUGAUGGUGUUUGUGAUGGAUAACCCAUGAACUAAAGGAACUGAAAGUAAUCAGCCUUUGCCACCUCUGAAUAAAUCCAGGUCAGCUUGCAUAUCUAUGUAACCUCAUCAGGGUCUAAACUUUUAGAUUAUAUUUUGAUAUAAAUCCCUUAAGCUUGGAAUGAACAAAUCAAAGGUUGGACAUAAUACACUGAUUCAACAGGCUAAGGGUUAAGAAAAUGAUCUGAUAAAAAUGAAUCAAUUUAAAGAAACUUAUAAAGUAAUAAAUGACCGAGUAGCAAACAGUGCUGACCAUGUUGAGACAUAUAAUCAGAUGUGUCAGCUGAUCCUUGUCUGUAUGUUCAUGGUCUGUUUCCAAAGGUAAAUAAAUUGCAUUUAAAAUUUGUUCCAAUAUUUACUAUAGAAGCUACCAAACUAUUACGUUGUUUGAACUUUAUUCAGAAUAUUCAUAUUGACCUGUGCAUUAUAAAUAUGAAGGGGUAUGGUACAUGUAUGUGUUUCAUUUAUAAUGAUGAUAUUUAAUGGUAUCUUUUGCAAAUUAAAAAUGCAUUUGAUAUUAUUUCACCUUUUAUCACAAGCAAUUUUUAAUCAUGAAAACAGCAUUGAAUAUUUCUAAAUCCACUUUAACAUGUUUCUAAUAGAAACACUGACUUGUCAUGACCUGGUAUCAAAACAUAUGUUCAAAGAAAUUAUUAAAUUUGCUUUAAGUUAGUUACAUGUUUUCUUAUGAACAAAUAGAUUUUGCUGUUUAUAAAUUUUAUAGUUUAUAAAUUUUAAUCUUGGCAGACAAUAUCAGUAAACAAUGUAAGGAUCUUGCACCGGCUGCCAGUACAGACCGGAAUAUCUGGCUCAAAGGCAACUGUUUAUAACAGUAAUGCCUCAUGAAUAAGUAGGUUUUGAAUAGCAAACAGUGAAGACCUAAACAUUUACACGAGGCAAGAUAUUCCAGUCCGUACUGGCUGCCGUGUAACUAGUUGUUAAACCGGACUGAUAUGCAAGAAUGCUUCUUCUAAGACUUAUUAUAUGUAAAUGACUUGCAGUUUGAAGAUACAAAAAAGAUGUUCCCCUCAUUUGCUCAAAUACAUCAUGGAUAAACAUGUACUUGCAUAUAAAAAUAUUCCACUGAAGUGAAAUCCAUUAUAUUUUAUCUGCUUUGAUUAACUUGUAGCCAGGUUUCAUUACAUCUUGUGACCACUGGCAUCAGAGUCCUUAGAUAAUCAUAAAAUGACUGAAAUUAUACCCAUAUAACACAAACUGCCAGAAAAAUUAUCAAGAACUACUUUUCAGACACAUCCCUGUAUAUACUAUCAUAGUAUUUCAGGCAGUUUGUGUAUGAAAUGUAUGAAAGCCGUGGUUGAUGGUACUACUCGGGUGCUUACUCUUGCCUGAAGUAAUAUGUUCAAGGUCAGACAAAAUAAUUCAGCUGAUUGUUUUACUGACUGAAAAAAAUUCUACAAAUUUUUUAAUCUAGUCAAGUAUUUAGUAUCACAGCCCCACAUUUCUGAAGCACAUAGAUUUGUAAACCAUGUUGACUUUUGAUCAUGAUUAAAGCUGCCUGCAUUAGAAUAUAUGUGAGUGUAGGGAUCAUGAGACUAUGUUACUUAACCAUUAUCAUGCUCAAUAUCUUAAACGAACAUUACCCAUCCUUUAAUCUGAACUAAACCAUUCAUCAGUUUUAGGGAAGAUUUGAAAACAUGCACUGACUGUCUGCACAGAUCGCAUGGUUAAUUUUAGUUGCCACCAGCAAGCAUGGAGUGAAUGUUAUGAAUGUAGUAGUUUUAUUUUGUCUUUAAAGCUGCACACCUCCAGAUUUGUGCAAAUUAUUUAUGACAAAAAUAAUUAAAGAUGUUCUUAACCAGUCCAUAUAUGCUGAAUCUAUUUGUAACUUAAUAGACAUAAUUAUGAUAAUAAGAAUAGUAUUUCAUAUUUUCUGUAAAAUUGUGUCAUAUGAACAACCACUCAGCUGGAGAAGUGCAGCUUUAAUACUUGAGAAAUAUAAAUAUUUGUAUUUAAUAUGAUACAUAGUAUUUGUUCAUUAUCAUUUUGUUUAUUGAAAAAUAUUCAUACAUUGUACACAGACAUGGCAAAUUUAGAUACUUUUUACAAUAUUGAACUUAAUGAGGGAAUCUUUUGCUUCAUUUUUGAGCUUUUUGUGUGUAAGCUGUAAUUGGAAACACUUGUGUUAUAAUUAUUUUAAAUGCUGUUCACUAUCAGUUUCUCUACUUGUAAUAGACUUGGUAAGCGAACAGCAUGGAUCCUGAUCAGACUGCGCGGAUGCGCAGGCUGGUCUGGAUCCAUGCUGGUCGCAAACCCAUUAUGUUGGUUUUGUCGUGACGCGGCUCAUUUAUCUUCGAUAUUGCACCAAUAAUUG
This is a messenger RNA of Ruditapes philippinarum (Manila clam), 4712 nucleotides long. Its product is annotated as derlin-1-like. Gene Ontology annotation, biological process: endoplasmic reticulum unfolded protein response. The coding region runs from base 144 to 908 and encodes 254 amino acids. Gene Ontology annotation, molecular function: misfolded protein binding; ubiquitin-specific protease binding. Gene Ontology annotation, cellular component: Hrd1p ubiquitin ligase ERAD-L complex; endoplasmic reticulum membrane. The record is from RefSeq and is a predicted model, not a curated record. The transcript is spliced from 8 exons. Lineage: Eukaryota; Metazoa; Mollusca; Bivalvia; Venerida; Veneridae.